This is a messenger RNA of Pundamilia nyererei, 627 nucleotides long. Its product is annotated as cytochrome P450 2J6-like. The annotation marks the transcript as partial. The record is from RefSeq and is a predicted model, not a curated record. Gene Ontology annotation, cellular component: intracellular membrane-bounded organelle; cytoplasm. Gene Ontology annotation, molecular function: oxidoreductase activity, acting on paired donors, with incorporation or reduction of molecular oxygen, reduced flavin or flavoprotein as one donor, and incorporation of one atom of oxygen; iron ion binding; heme binding. The transcript has 5 exons. Lineage: Eukaryota; Metazoa; Chordata; Actinopteri; Cichliformes; Cichlidae. Gene Ontology annotation, biological process: xenobiotic metabolic process.
GGGUUAUUCUGGCAGAUUAUGGCUCUAGUUGGAGGGAACAUCGUCGCUUUGCUCUGAUGACUUUGAGGAACUUUGGUCUGGGGAAGAACUCGAUGGAGGACAGGAUUCAUGAAGAGAUUAAAUACACUGUCAGUACCCUGGAAAAGAGCAUUGGUAAAACCAUGAGUCCUCAAGUUAUGUUUCACAAUGCAGCGUCCAACAUCAUCUGCCAGGUCCUGUUCGCUAGACGCUACGAGUAUGACAACGCGCUAAUCAAAGUGAUUGUUAGGUGCUUCACUGAGAAUUCCAAGAUAGCCAAUGGCCCGUGGGCUAUGCUGUAUGACUCUUUUCCUUUAAUUCGUUACCUACCACUGCCCUUCAUGAAAGCCUUCAAGAAUGCAGAGACAGUUGAAAAUCUUGUAAAUGAGUUUAUAAGAGAGCACAAGAAGACCCGAGUUCCCGGAGAGCCACGGGACUUUGUUGACUGCUAUCUGGAUGAACUGGAGAAGAGAGGCGAUGAUGGGUCUUCAUUUUCAGAAGACCGGAUCUGUCUGUACGCUUUAGACCUUCACUUUGCUGGCACUGACACUACAUCCAACACCCUACUUACUGGAUUUCUUUACCUUAUGAACUAUCCGCAUGUACAAG